Messenger RNA from Anneissia japonica, 1476 nucleotides. Its product is annotated as hydroxyacid oxidase 1-like. Bases 43 to 1146 code for a protein of 367 amino acids. The transcript has 8 exons. Gene Ontology annotation, molecular function: FMN binding; oxidoreductase activity. Lineage: Eukaryota; Metazoa; Echinodermata; Crinoidea; Comatulida; Comatulidae. The record is from RefSeq and is a predicted model, not a curated record.
CGCUCUUUUUCACCUAUCGAUCGAUCAGAGAGGACUACUGCAAUGUCCGUCGACAGUGAGGGUUUCAUUUGCCUAGAUGAUUUCGUUAAACCGGCCCAAAAACUUUUGCUGAACUCAAGAGUUGAAUAUUUUAGAGAUGGCUGUAAUGAACAAUAUACACUGAAAGAAAACAGGGAGGCGUUUAAAAGGUACCGUUUAAGACCUAGACUUCUUCGUGAUGUGUCAAAGGUGGAUCUGAGUACUACUGUACUGGGACAGCAUAUUUCCUGGCCGGUCGGCAUAUCACCAACUGCACUUCAUAGAGUAGCCGAUUAUGAUGAAGGGGAAAAGGCAACUGCUAGAGCCGCAUAUGCUGAGGGGUCUGUGAUGGUGCUUAGUUGUUUCUCAACAUGUACCAUAGAAGAUGUAGCAAAGGCAUCUCCACAUGGCCUCCUUUGGAUGCAGGUUAUGUUGUUUAACAGGAGGGAAAUUACUGAGAGCCUUGUAAAGAGAGCAGAGGCUGCAGGAUUUAAAGCAAUUGUUGUGACCAUUGAUCAGCCAGUUUCAGGAAAAAAAUACUCAAGUGUUAGAAACAGAGAGAGUAUACAGUUCAAACUACAAGCUCAUGAACAGCCAAUCAACUUAAAACUUGACAUCAAAAGUGCAGGUGAUAAAAUUGUUUCAGAUUAUUCCUCUGUUACUUGGGAAGACAUUAAAUGGUUGAAAUCUUUAACAAAAUUACCAUUGGUCCUUAAAGGUAUAACUACAGGCGAUCAAGCAUGUAAUGCAGUAAAGUAUGGGGCUUCCGGCAUCUUGGUCUCCAACCACGGCGGACGUCAACUGGAUUAUCUACCAGCUACAAUUGAUGUCCUCCCAGAGGUUGUUUCUGCCGUAGAGGGCUCAGGUGUUGAAGUAUACUUGGACGGAGGAGUUAGACACGGAACGGAUGUCUUUAAAGCUUUAGCUCGUGGGGCCAGAGCCAUUUUCAUCGGAAGACCAAUUAUGUGGGGAUUGACAUGCAAAGGCUAUGAGGGUGCUAAACAAGUUCUUUCAAUCCUCAAGGAAGAGGUGGCUUCAACUAUGGCAUUAAUGGGAUGUACUAACGUCAGUGAAAUAGCACCCUCAAUGGUUGUUCACGAAGACUACUUCAAGAAAUCAAAGUUAUAGUAGAUUGUUCAAGAUCACUGUCCACCAGAAUUUUAAAGGCAGGCUGUGGAGGGGAGAAAAUUAAUAUGUUGUACAACUGAUUUUUCUGAGACAUGAAAAGGAUGUUUGAUGAAAAAACUUUGGGGGAUAUAGAUUUUUAAAUAUUUUUGACAACUGGUCGGGUGGGGGAGAGGGGCAUAACCACUCAUUUAUAUGUUUUUGGACAUUUUUACUUGUCAUAAUUUUAGUAAAACUGCACAUAAAUAAUAAUAACUGUAAUAAUAUUACUAAUGAUAUUAAUACAAAUAGCACAUUAUGUAUUUUGAUGAAUAAAAAAUGAAUGAUUAAGUA